Molecule: messenger RNA, 1988 nt
Organism: Anneissia japonica
Lineage: Eukaryota; Metazoa; Echinodermata; Crinoidea; Comatulida; Comatulidae
Product: heat shock factor 2-binding protein-like
Exons: 10
Coding region: 119-1138 (339 amino acids)
Cellular component (GO): cytosol
Source: RefSeq, a predicted model, not a curated record
UAGGAUCCAAGACAAUUUCAUUUCGUCAUAGCAAAGCGUAUAUCUUUGGUCAUAGGAUCGGACACGGGCGGACGAAGAAAACAGGAGGAACCGUUGAAAGAACUUCUUCGAGGCAUCAAUGUUUAGAAAACACCAAAUGGAUUCAUCAGCAGAAGAGAACAGCAUAGCCCUAGUUGCAGAUCCCUCAAUUAUGCUGAUAAAGCAAACAGAUUUUGAGAUGCUAAAGCAAGAAACAACUCGACUGAAACAAAAUAUUUCAAAUGUUUUUACUCAAGAUGUCAUUGAAAAAAUUGCAGGGCUCAGUAAUAUAGAAAAAGAACUUGAACAAACUCAACAAAAAUUGAAAGAAAAGAACCUUGAGGUUUAUCAUUGGAAGUCUCGGUUUGAAAAAACUCAGAUGGACUGUCAAAAAGAGAGAAAGGAGAAAAUUUGUUUACAAAGGGAGUUACAAGAAAUCAGCCAGCAACAUAAUUUACAAUCAGAUUACUUUGCCAGUAUGGGAUCAACGUACUGUACGGCUUUGUGGAGGGUGUCUCAGAAUGAACAAGCUGUUGUUAGUAUGUUGUCAGCACCCAAAGUUGGUGAUUUGUUCCAGUUUGUAAGUCAGACACUGAAAAGCUACAUUGAGACGUAUCAUGAUGACAUGCCAGCUGAGGAGAGCACCGAGGCACAGUUUGCUUGUUCUCUAUGUGGGAUCAUCACAAAUAUUGCAGCAUCAUCAUUUGGUCGGGAUGUUCUUGCAGAUAAUCCUGAAGGAAUGCAGGUUAUAGACACAAUGAUGUCCAUGCUGAUAGAUGCACCAACCAAAGGGGCUAGUCAGAUGAAGAAUUUAAUUCUAAUGUCACUAUAUAACCUGACGAUAAAUAAGAAGGGAUUUAAGUACAUAACCACCAAGACAUCUAUUUUGGAUCCUCUAGCGACAUUACUGAAAGAGGAAUGUGGUCCGGAGUUGAAACUUCACAGCCUGUUACUUAUCCAGUCGCUCAUCACUGAACAUGACAACAUCAACUUCCUCCAGUCAGCUAGAAAACUGCUAUCAACCGUCACUUUGGACAAGCUGUGUAGAAGCCAGUGCAGUGAUGUGAGGAAGGUUGCUAUGGAGAUUCAGCAAGAUUUGAGAUUAUACAACGAACAAUGAUAAUGCCCUCAACCAUGUUACAUCAUCUAAACAUCUGUAGCGUAUUGAAUGUGGAUGAGUAAUAGCAAUAAAGUACUGCACAGGAAGCCAGGCAAUCACGGCGCCCGAUGGUCAUCAUCCGGUGCAAUCCUCUGUAAAAUGCAACGCAAUUUUUAAUUGAGGCUUUGCGUCACCUUGCGCUCACGGAGAGUGGAGUUGGAUUUGUCAGCUGACAGUCCUACGACUGUCGUACAAUGAAGCAAGAGCCACACUUUUAUACCAUUCCAGCUACUGUUUCUUUGCUUGAAAGGCAAUCUGUCUUUGCGCGUUUAAAAGCAACGGAAUUGUUCAUAUUAAGUAUUUACAACAGUUUUGGAGGUUAAGUGUGGCACUUUAUUCAAGAGUAGCGCUUAUUAGAAGUAGCACCUUAACUAUAAAAUAAUGAGUGUAAAAAAUGGUACCAUGUGUUGUAUGUAGCAGCGGCGGUGCCAACAAGAGUGUAUUUUAUCUGCAUUUAGUCUACCCAGCAGUAUAGGUUCCAGCAUAAUGCUGGGAGCAACCUGCAGUGGACCACCUUCCCACCCUUUUUUAAGAUUGUUUUCUUAAUUGAACCCAGGACUUUAAGAUUGGAAUGCGAUUACAAAGUAACAGCUCCAUAUUAAUAAUAGCAGUUAAAUUGAUAACAGUCAAAUCUAAGUCAAUAUAACAUCUUUUGAUUAAAAUCGGCCACGAUGUUACAGUACAAUUAAAUUCCAAUACUUUUAUAUUUCUUAUUGUGGUGUAAAUAAAUUUGUUUUCAUGUUUAUAUAUUGUUUGCUUUGGUGUAAAAUAAACCAUGUGAAAUAAAGGUCUCCAUCUGAUUGGUACAAUA